GGUUGCUGGCUGUGGGUUGGCUUGGGAUAAUGUAUCUCGGAACUAAAUAGAAUAUUAUCAAUGACCUUGUUACUAUUCAAAUUAGGUCAGGUGGGCGGUGGUUCACUCAUCAGUGAGUUGCCAACAUCAGUUACGAGCAGCAUCCACACAGCUACGAGAACGAUGGCGUCAGCAGGUAUGAAUUCCAAGUUGAGUGAAGAUGAACGUCAAACUUUGUUAACACCACUGAAAGAUGCAGGAUGGACCAUGGUUGAGGCAAGAGAUGCCAUCUACAAACAAUUCUUGUUCAAGGAUUUCAAUCAGGCCUUUGGCUUCAUGACAAGAGUUGCCCUUAAAGCAGAGAAGAUGGAUCACCACCCCGAGUGGUUUAAUGUCUAUAACAAGGUGCAGGUGACCUUGAGCUCCCAUGAUGUAAACGGAAUCUCCCAACGGGACAUUAACCUGGCAACAUUCAUGGAUAAGGUUGCGUCAGAGGGUCAGAAGUAGUCCGCUGAGAAUGCUACCCACAAACAGAAAGCCAUUGUUGGUCAGUGCUCAGCCUUGGAUAACGAUCUGAGAAUAAUCAAAGGUUGAUUUGUAUAUUUACCAAUGUGCCAUUUAUUAAUAUCAAAAGUCUAGUCUGCUUGGAGAUAAUGUCUUCUCAGUUGGUCAAGUAUUAUAUACCGGUAAGGGACUGCCCAUGAAGUAUGUGUGCUCAAAAUCAGGGAUUUGUGAUGAUUUCCCCCAGGUUCACAUCUUGUACCAAAUGUCUUCACACUCCACCCUGUACACAAUAAGCAAAACCACCAGGUCCACAAAAUAAGCAUUAUUAAUCAGUACUGAAGUUUCUACCAUAUGUCCGUUGACAAGAUAUUUUCUGAAGAGCAGCACCUUACUCUCUGAUCAAAUUGGAUAUGAGAACAUAUUUACGACUUUUUGUGAAAAUGUUUUGUUUCCAUAUCCACGUAAACUAGACCAGCGUGACGAAUGAACUAAAAGAGGAGUCUGUAUCCACUGUUAGUUUAGAUGACAAGAAUAGGAAAUUGUGUUCAAGAAAGCUAAAUGACCUGUUCUCAAUGCCAGAUUAGACAAGCAACUGUUCACAAAUUUUAAUAACGAAAAAUAAAACAUAUACCUGUAAACCAUGGAGUAAGGGAACAUUUUGAGCCCAUUGCCCAGACCAAGUACUAAUGCCAUGACUAACAUCAAACAUCAGUGACAGGUAACCUAUACAGGAUACUGCUGAAUACAAUGUGUGGCAAAGACUGCUAGAUUAUUCAGUAUCGGUUCAAUCGCACCUAUCAUUUUACAUAACAAAUUUUUGCUUUGUACUUCCCGUUAUCCCCACCUUAUGAGCAUACAUACUCUAUGAAUGGCCCUUCAUUUCAGUAAAGCCACAGCAGUUGUUUGUCCUUCAGAUAGCUAUAAGGCCUUCAAAUUUUCAUUUCUCAAAACUUUGUGAAUGCUACUUUCUAAGUAGCAGUAAGACAAAAGAGCUGAAAUGUUUGUUUCAUGAAGAAAUGAACAAUUCUGUGUAAAAACUGUAUACAGUGCAUACAAAUCCGGCGGUUUUUCUUCUGGGUGAUAUUGGGUGACAAGGUAUUGCUUUUAGGAUUUUAGCACUGGUCAGAAUCUCACAUCACCAUACAAGGCCCAUUUACAUUGUAUGUUAUGUUUUAAAUCAGGAUACAGUGGCUAUUAUAUCAGUGUUCUUGUAUUCAUAUAUACUUUAUGCAGUCUGAUUGUUGUGUCAGUGUACAAUAGGUGUAUUGCUUUACAAGCAUUGUAAUUCCCGAAACAUUCCUGAUCAUCAGAAUUCAGAGGGUUAUCAUCCCUCGGGAUUUUGUUUUCUGUCAUAUUGUACAUACAUGAUAAUCUGUUCCCAAAAUAAACAUUUGUGAACUCGUUUAUAAGUUUUUAAUUUCUUUAUUUGAUGGGUGUUUUACUCUGUAC
Molecule: messenger RNA, 1932 nt
Organism: Liolophura sinensis
Lineage: Eukaryota; Metazoa; Mollusca; Polyplacophora; Chitonida; Chitonidae
Product: pterin-4-alpha-carbinolamine dehydratase-like
Exons: 4
Coding region: 61-486 (141 amino acids)
Biological process (GO): tetrahydrobiopterin biosynthetic process
Molecular function (GO): 4-alpha-hydroxytetrahydrobiopterin dehydratase activity
Source: RefSeq, a predicted model, not a curated record